CUUGUCUCAGGUUUGGGGCGCACAUAUAUAACUCUUGUCUCUAUAAUACGAAGUACAUGCAGCAUUUAACACCGCCAUCUACAUGUACUCUUCAUUAUUCAAUUGAUUUAUUCUUCCAUUUCAUAGGAAACCGAAGCAUCUGAAAAAUCGUUUAUUGCGAUGCGGGACACUACAGGCAGCAGUGGUCAAGUGGUAGAAAAUGAAGUUGAUGAAUACGGGAAGGCAGUCACCUCCAUAUACCACGCUACUAAUAUCUGUUUUAAUAUUUUUGAACACCUUAUAUCCGUAGUCAAUGCUGAUUCCCUCACUAAACACAUGCUCUUGGUAUCAGAUAUAGAACCUGAGGAAAAAAUGAAAGGAAUACCUCGAGAUGUUACAGGUAUUCGCAAUAGCUUCGUUCUUUGGGUUGAUCACACUAAGGCUUUAGCCACCGCCGGUGCCUCUUUGGACGACAGGCUCCAAGAGGAUGAUAAGAUCAAAGAUACGGUAGUAGCAUUACUGGAGAUGAUAGAAAGAAAUCUCAACCGCUUAAGACAGAACUGUGGCAAGAAUCCAACGUUUCUUGACGAGGAGUCCCAACGAUGGCUGACUUCGAUCGAUUCGGCUCUCAACAGGUUAAAUGAACUAGCCAGAGCCAUAAGUAAAAAUUCUAUUAAGCCGCAAGAAGAACUCGUCAUAUUUACCAGCAACGAAGAUAAGGUUUUUCAUGAAAAGGUUAUUGCGCAUAUCAAGUCGAAAUUCCCAAAAGCAAGGCCAAGCCUCAGGGAAUAUAUGGGUGCCCGUAUUGUCGCUCGGCGACGAACACUGAUGCUUAAGUGCCGACGCGCAAAUAAGUCAAAAGCAACGCAGAAUGAAGGCUAUGCGGAAGUUGAAUAUCCAGAUAUGCCACAAACAAAGCCUGGCGAGACCCAUUUUCAAUGUCCAUACUGCUUAAAACAACUGCAAGUAACUGAGCUAAAAGAGAGAAAUGAUGAGUACUGGAGGUAAGACUGUGCGGUUAUUUUCAUUUUACAAAAGAUCUGGCUGCUAAUCAAUAAUUUCAGACUGCACAUAAAUCAAGACCUUCUACCGUACAUAUGUCCCUUCACGAGCUGUCCAGGCUCUAUGUUCGCUCACCAAGCCCACUGGAGCAGUCACAUGGCCAUAGUCCACUCCAAAGAAUGGCCUAGAAAAGUGCAUUCUAGGAUAUGGGAUUGCAACCUUG
Trichoderma asperellum CBS 433.97 is the source of this 1204-nucleotide messenger RNA. NCBI's taxonomy places the organism in Eukaryota, Fungi, Ascomycota, Sordariomycetes, Hypocreales, Hypocreaceae. The record is from RefSeq and is a predicted model, not a curated record.